Messenger RNA from Canis lupus familiaris (dog), 3207 nucleotides. RefSeq names its product scavenger receptor class F member 2 (gene SCARF2). The transcript is spliced from 11 exons. The record is from RefSeq and is a predicted model, not a curated record. The coding region runs from base 1003 to 3207 and encodes 734 amino acids. Gene Ontology annotation, molecular function: scavenger receptor activity. NCBI's taxonomy places the organism in Eukaryota, Metazoa, Chordata, Mammalia, Carnivora, Canidae.
AGCUUCCUGGAACCUGCACAGCAUGGGCUGGAGAACAGUCUGCAGCUUUGGCUGAGCUCUUAGUUCCUGCCAAACACUAGACAUCUUGGUUUUCUUAAUACUCCCGCCAGACCCAUGGGCCCUGUUCUACUGAAAGUCAGAGAGGUUAAGUUCUGUGCCCAAAGUCAUAGCUUAGUGUGGCCCAAAAGCCAGACUCCUAACUACAAAGCUGUGUGGCCCCGGGGCAGAAAGUGGUCAGCGCUUCCAGGGCCAUCCCAGCUGGCCAUGUGGCCGGGCCCCUACGGGAGGGACACCUGCAGAGGCUCUCUACCCAGAGACCUGGGUUCAGAACGGGCAGGAAAGGCAAGAGGGUAAUAGCUGGUGGAUCUGGCUCUACCUGCAGAUGGGCACCUGAGUCCUGUGGCGGGGCUGGGUUGCUGGAAACAAUGACUAGGCCAAGCCUGCUUGUGUUCUUGGGUCUGGUUUCCUGUAUCAUUUGUAGAAAAGAUGCUGGGGUCCAUCCAUUGCAGUUUGGGAUUUUAUGGUUCCUGUUCCCAAGGUUCCUUAUCUUUGGCCUGAAAGAGAAUCAAACCCCUUAGGUGGGGUGGGAGCCCAUCCAGGGUGUGGCGAUGUUCUCUGCUGGGGAAUGGCAGGGGGUGGGUGGCAUUUUGAGGGGGAUGAUAUGGGCACCUGCGGUCUUUCCCUUCCGAGCCCGUUCUACUCACCAGGGUUUCAGGCCUUCUUCCAACUUCCUUCCAACACCACUUCCUGGUUCUGGAUCAGACCCUUCUGAAGGAGCACACUUCUUUUUCUCUGAACUCCCAGGAGCCCACGUGCUGCGCCGGCUGGAGGCAGCAAGGGGACGAGUGCGGGGUCGCGGUGUGCGACGGCAACUCCACGUGUUCGGAGAAUGAAGUGUGCGUGCGGCCGGGCGAGUGCCGCUGCCGCCAUGGCUACUUCGGUGCCAACUGCGACACCAAGUGCCCGCGCCAGUUCUGGGGCCCCGACUGCAAGGAGCUGUGUAUGUGCCACCCGCACGGGCAGUGCGAGGACGUGACAGGCCAGUGUACGUGUCACGCGCGGCGCUGGGGCGCACGCUGCGAGCAUGCGUGCCAGUGCCAGCAUGGCGUGUGCCACCCGCGGAGCGGCGCGUGUCGCUGCGAGCCCGGCUGGUGGGGCGCGCAGUGCGCCAGCGCGUGCUACUGCAGCGCCACGUCGCGCUGCGACCCACAGACGGGCGCGUGCCUGUGCCACGCAGGCUGGUGGGGCCGCAGCUGCAACAAUCAGUGCGCCUGCAACACGUCGCCGUGCGAGCAGCAGAGCGGCCGCUGCCAGUGUCGCGAGCGCACUUUCGGCGCGCGCUGCGAGCGCUACUGCCAGUGCUUUCGCGGCCGCUGCCACCCUGUGGACGGCACGUGCGCCUGCGAGCCGGGCUACCGCGGCAAGUACUGCCGGGAGCCGUGCCCCGCCGGCUUCUACGGCCUGGGCUGCCGCCGCCGAUGUGGCCAGUGCAAAGGCCAGCAGCCUUGCACGGUGGCCGAGGGCCGCUGCCUGACAUGCGAGCCCGGCUGGAACGGCACCAAGUGCGACCAGCCGUGCGCCACCGGCUUCUACGGCGAGGGGUGCGGCCACCGCUGCCCGCCCUGCCGCGACGGGCACGCCUGCAACCACGUCACUGGCAAGUGCACGCGCUGCAACGCGGGCUGGAUCGGCGACCGGUGCGAGACCAAGUGCAGCAAUGGCACUUACGGCGAGGACUGUGCAUUUGUGUGCAACGACUGCGGCAGCGGCCACUGCGACUUCCAGUCGGGGCGUUGCCUGUGCAGCCCCGGAGUCCACGGGCCCCACUGUAACCUGACGUGCCCGCCGGGGCUCCACGGCGUCGACUGCGCCCAGGCCUGCAGCUGCCACGAGGACUCGUGCGACCCGGUCACUGGUGCCUGCCGCCUGGAGACCAACCAGCGCAAGGGCGUGAUGGGCGCGGGGGCGUUGCUGGCCCUGCUCCUCGGCCUGCUGCUCUCGCUGCUCGGCUGCUGCUGCGCCUGCCGCGGCAAGGACCCCGCGCGCCGGGAGCUCACCCUCGGGAGGAAGAAGGCGCCGCAGCGACUGUGCGGUCGCUUCAGCCGCAUCAGCAUGAAGCUGCCCCGGAUCCCGCUCCGCAGGCAGAAGCUGCCCAAGGUCGUAGUGGCCCAUCACGACCUGGAUAACACACUCAACUGUAGCUUCCUGGAGCCACCGUCGGGGUUGGAGCAGCCCUCGCCAUCAUGGUCCUCCCGGGCCUCCUUUUCCUCCUUUGACACCACUGAUGAAGGGCCUGUGUACUGCGUACCCCACGAGGAGACCGCAGCCGAGAGCCGGGACGCGGAGCCCCCCACGGCCCCUGCCGAGGCGCCGGCGACCCUGCCCGCGUCCGCAGAGGAGGCGACGCCCCUCCCCGCGUCCUCGGACAGCGAGCGGUCGGCGUCGAGCGUGGACGGGCCCGGCGGGGCGCUGUACGCGCGCGUGGCCCGGCGCGAGGCCCGGCCGGCCCGGGCCCGGGGCGAGGCGGGGGGCCUGUCUCUCUCGCCAUCCCCCGAGCGCAGGAAGCCACCUCCACCCGACCCUGCCACCAAGCCCAAGGUGUCCUGGAUCCACGGCAAGCACGGCGCCGCUGCCGCUGCCCGCGCGCCGUCCCCGCCGCUCCCGGGACCCGAGGCCGCGCCCAGCCCCAGCAAGAGGAAACGGACGCCCAGCGACACGUCGGCGCGGCCGGAGGAGCCCGGCAGCCCCCGGGCCCGCGACCCGACGCCCCGGCCCCCGGGGCUGGCGGAGGAGGCGCCAGCCCUGGCCUCCCCCUCGCCGCCCCGGGCUCGGGCGCGGGGCCGCGGCCCCGGCCUCUCGGAGCCCACGGACGCGGGCGGCCCCCCGCGCAGCGCGCCCGAGGCCGCCUCCCUGCUGGCGGCGGAGCUGCGCGACAAGACUCGCAGCCUGGGCCGCGCCGAGGGGGCUCCGGGCGCGCAGGGCCCGCGGGAGAAGCCGGCGCCGCCGCAGAAGGCCAAGCGCUCGGUGCUGCCCGCCUCGCCGGCGCGCGCGGGCCCUGCGCCCGAGGCCCCGGGGCCCGAGAAGGCGGCGGCCGGCGCGCCCGCGCCCGACACCCCCCGGAAGAAGACCCCCAUACAGAAGCCGCCGCGCAAGAAGAGCCGGGAGGCGGCGGGCGAGCCGGGCAGGGCCGGCGCCCCCACCCUGUAG